GCAGGAACGCGAGGAAUGUCCCUGUUUGUGUGGGACUCCAUUCAGCUCAUUGGCGAGCCGGAGCCGCCCGGAGCGUAUAAAAGCCUGGGGCCGCCCGCCCUAGCCUCACACAACAACUCUUCCUGCAGAGAGAAGGCAGCCAGUACAACUCUAAACGCAGGAGACCGACCGCCUCCAGCCCGACGGCAGCCGCCCCAGCCGACAGCGCCAGAACACAGCCCGCCGCGUCCAGGCCCCAGUCGGCCCGAGCCCGCGUCUCAGCGCCCGGCCGUCCGCGCCCCACCCGCCGCCCGCAGCGCCCCGACCAUGUCCGCCGUCCGCUUCUCCUUCGUGCUCCUGCUCGCCCUCUGCAGCCGGCCCUCCUCCGGCCAGGACUGCAGCGGCCGAUGCCAGUGCGCGGCCGCGCCGGCGCCGCGGUGCCCGGCCGGCGUCAGCCUCGUGCUGGACGGCUGCGGCUGCUGCCGGGUGUGCGCCAAGCAGCUGGGCGAGCUGUGCACCGAGCGCGACCCCUGCGAUCCGCACAAGGGCCUCUUCUGCGACUUCGGCUCUCCAGCCAACCGCAAGAUCGGCGUGUGCACCGCCAAAGAUGGUGCCCCCUGCGUCUUCGGAGGGACGGUGUACCGGAGCGGAGAGUCCUUCCAGAGCAGCUGCAAAUACCAAUGCACUUGCCUGGACGGGGCAGUGGGCUGCGUGCCCCUGUGCAGCAUGGAUGUUCGCCUGCCCAGCCCUGACUGCCCCUUCCCUCGGAGGGUCAAGCUGCCCGGGAAAUGCUGUGAGGAGUGGGUGUGCGAUAAGCCCAAGGACCACACUGUGGUUGGCCCUGCCCUCGCAGCAUACCGGCUGGAAGACACGUUUGGCCCAGACCCAACUAUGAUUCGGGCCAACUGCCUGGUCCAGACCACAGAGUGGAGUGCCUGUUCCAAGACCUGUGGGAUGGGCAUCUCCACCCGGGUGACCAAUGACAACGCCUUCUGCAGGCUGGAGAAGCAGAGCCGCCUGUGCAUGGUCAGGCCUUGCGAAGCUGACCUGGAGGAGAACAUCAAGAAAGGUAAAAAGUGCAUCCGUACCCCUAAAAUCUCCAAGCCUGUCAAGUUUGAGCUUUCUGGCUGCACCAGUGUCAAGACUUACCGUGCCAAGUUCUGCGGGGUGUGCACAGAUGGCCGGUGCUGCACCCCCCACAGAACCACCACUCUCCCUGUGGAGUUCAAAUGCCCUGAUGGCGAGGUCAUGAAGAAGAGCAUGAUGUUCAUCAAGACCUGUGCCUGCCAUUACAACUGUCCUGGAGACAAUGAUAUCUUUGAGUCACUGUACUACAAGAAGAUGUAUGGAGACAUGGCAUAAAGCCAGAGAGUGAGAGCCAUUAACUCCUUAGGCUGUAACUUGGUGAUUCACAUCUCAUUUUUGUGUAAACAUGAUUGGAGUAGUACAAGAUAUUUGAAUUUGUUUUUCUAACUGGGGAAAAAGAACAAUUGUCACCAAAUUCAAAAUACUGUGCCAUGUGACAUUCAAACUAAUAGUGAUUAACCCCAGACACUGGUUUAAAGAAAGACUUGACCAUGGGACUCUUAUUAGUGCAUAGCACCAGAAUGUAUACUAAGGUGUGGCUUUAGGAGCAGUGGGAGGGUACCAGUAGAAAGGCUUGCCACCUUAAAGUAGUGAUGUGCCUGCUAUUUGGAGUGUAAUUGAGAAAGAAAAUUUUAGCAUGCUCACUGACCUGCCUGUAUCUCCAGCAACAGCUAGGAUGUGCAUUCUCUAGCCAUCGUGAGGCUGAAUCAGGUUCUAUACGUCAGAACAGCAGAUUCAGCUCUGACAUUCUGAUUCAAAUGGCACUGUUCAGGAAUCAGAAUCCUAUUAGACUGGACAGCUUGUGGCAAGCUAAUAUGCCUGUAACAAGCCAGUUUUUUUUUAUUGAUAAUGUAAAUAUUAUGUGUAUAUAUAUAUAUAUUUGUACAGUUAUCUAAGUUAAUUUAAAGUUGUUUGUGCCUUUAUGUUUUUUAAUGCUUUGAUAUUUCAAAUGUUAGCCUCAAUUUCAAACACCAUAGGUAAGACCUAAAGCUUGUCUGAUAAUUCAAAGCAUGAAGUGGAUAUUCAAAUGGAAAUUCUGCUCAGAGUGGCACUCCCUCAAAAAAGACUGUUUGCUGAAAGCAAGGCAGCAGUUUUCUUGGAAGUCUGAUUUGUAGGCUGGAAAUGUGAUAGCCUCAUUUUUAAUGAACAAAUGGCCUUUAUUAAAAAAUGAGUGACUCUAAAUAGCUGAUUGGUUUUUCCACCUGGAAACAUUUGUUUCUACUUUGACUAUGACUGUUUUUUGGACAGUUUAUUUGUUGAGAAUGUGACCAAAAGUUACAUGUUUGCACCUUUCUGGUUGAAAAUAAAGUAUAUAUUUUUUCUAUAAA
Messenger RNA from Manis javanica (Malayan pangolin), 2393 nucleotides. It is a transcript of the gene CCN2, whose product is annotated as cellular communication network factor 2. Lineage: Eukaryota; Metazoa; Chordata; Mammalia; Pholidota; Manidae. Gene Ontology annotation, molecular function: heparin binding; integrin binding. The record is from RefSeq and is a predicted model, not a curated record. Gene Ontology annotation, biological process: signal transduction; cell adhesion; positive regulation of cell differentiation. Gene Ontology annotation, cellular component: extracellular region; extracellular matrix.